Frieseomelitta varia is the source of this 771-nucleotide messenger RNA. Its product is annotated as odorant receptor 33b-like. Gene Ontology annotation, molecular function: odorant binding; olfactory receptor activity. Gene Ontology annotation, biological process: detection of chemical stimulus involved in sensory perception of smell; sensory perception of smell. NCBI's taxonomy places the organism in Eukaryota, Metazoa, Arthropoda, Insecta, Hymenoptera, Apidae. Gene Ontology annotation, cellular component: plasma membrane. The record is from RefSeq and is a predicted model, not a curated record. The coding region runs from base 1 to 771 and encodes 256 amino acids. The transcript has 6 exons.
AUGUUGUCAUGUAUGUCAGGAUUUAUAUUCAUUCCGUUGUAUCCUAUAUGCUUGGAUUUUAUCAUGCCGCUUAAUGAAACUCGCCAUCGGCAACAACUGUUUAGAUUGACAUACUUCAUAGAUGAAGAGGAGUACUUUUAUCUUAUAUAUUUUUAUACUAUUUGGUGUUCAUUCGCAACAGUCAUGAUUGCAAUUACUAUUGAUUCAUUAUACAUACAAAUCAUUCAUCACGAUUGCGCUUUAUUUGUUUUGUGUGGGCAAAGCAUUAUAACAGCAACACAAUCUACUGUUACUGUAAAUGAAACCUACACUGAACGAUUUAGGCAAUGCUUGAGCAAGCAUAAGAAUGCCUUCCAAUUGUUCGAGCUGUUGGACAACAGCAGUCGAAAGAGUUACUUUUGUCAAAUUCUACUGACUAUGAUCGGCAUGACCGUAACAGCUGUGAAAAUCGUUAUGAAUCUGCAUCGACUUGAAGAAGCUUUUAGAUUUGGUUUGUACUUUGUGGCUCAGCAAUUCCAUUUGCUUAUUAUUACUCUGCCUGGGCAAGUGAUCACGGAUCAUAGUUUCGAAUUGAGUAAUUAUAUAUAUCGCUCAACAUGGUACAACAUGCCAAUAAAAAUUCAAAAAAUACUGCACACGAUGCAAAUGAGGUCUAGCAAAUCGUGUAAGUUAACAGCAGGAGGUAUAUACGAAAUGAACAUUGAGAAUUUUGGAAUUACAUUCAAAACAUGUGUAUCAUACUUUACCGUACUGCUAUCGUUGAGAGAUUGA